Molecule: messenger RNA, 584 nt
Organism: Brassica oleracea var. oleracea
Lineage: Eukaryota; Viridiplantae; Streptophyta; Magnoliopsida; Brassicales; Brassicaceae
Exons: 2
Coding region: 76-387 (103 amino acids)
Source: RefSeq, a predicted model, not a curated record
UCUUCUCUUCCAUCUAAACACCUUCCUUCAUCUUGUUCUUCUACAACAACUAUAAGAAGAAGUUCAAUCUUGAACAUGCUUGGAUGGAGCUUCGUAAUGAUCAGAAAUGGUCUGACCUUUGUACUUCUAAAACCGAGGGAAACUCUAAAAAAAAGGAAGUGUGAGGAUGAAGCUGCACAAUCAUCAAGCUCUCACGCUGAAGCUCAUGAAGGAAGCAAUCGUCCCCCUGGUGUUAAGGCUGCAAAGGCCACUGGUAAGAAGACAAUGGUAGAGGGGAAAGAGAGGCUGUCUGAGUUUCAGACCAUGUGGUCCAUUAAACAACAAGAUUUGACCAUGAAAAAGAGGUUGGACAAUCAGCAUACGCAGAGCUUCUUGUUCUGGUUCUGAUGAUGGGGUGAGAGUUGCCAAAGCUGAGAAAGAAAUAAAUCAUUGAAGGUUCUUGUUCUCUUCUUCGAAGACGCUGAAGAUCAUCACGGGCUGUCCUUUGUAUUGUUGUGUGUCACGGGCUGUCCUUUGUAAUGUUGUGUGUCACGGGCUGUUGUUGUGUUGCGGUCUUUUGUAGUCUUGUGGUCCAUGUGCAAUGA